Molecule: messenger RNA, 2038 nt
Organism: Magnolia sinica
Lineage: Eukaryota; Viridiplantae; Streptophyta; Magnoliopsida; Magnoliales; Magnoliaceae
Exons: 2
Coding region: 153-1076 (307 amino acids)
Source: RefSeq, a predicted model, not a curated record
UCCUUGGCUUGUCUCUCUCAUUUAGUAUUGACCCUUUUUCCGUUCAGUACUCUCUCUCGGUUUCUCUCAUCCAUCUCGAUCUCUCGUCCAGAGCUGUAAUGGCGUAAAAAGCAAAGCAGAGCUCUCUGUAAAAAAGCAUCGAAUCCGCUGCAAUGGCGUCGUCUCCCUUCAACCGGCUUCAAAAUCUCGUAAGUUCUCAAUCACCUUUUGCUUCCUCUAAAAUCCGCGGGCGUUCGACGGCUCAAAUGCGAUUAGAAAAGAUCCUCGAGAUCAUCUCAUCUCACCCCCACUGUUUCUCCUCGAAAGCAUCGUCCGCGCCCACGAAUCAGCGAUUCCAGAACUCGGGAUCGGAGACGGACGGUCCGAAGCAGGCCGUGAGGGAUUUCGUUACGGGAUUUGAGAUCGACCUGAAUCUGAGAUUAGGCUCGGGGCCGGAGAUUCUGGGAGCGGACGAUCUGACGGCGGAGGAGAUAGGCCUCAGUGCCUGCAGCGGCGUCGGAGGAUCUGACGGAUGUAAUUCGUCUCCGGGAUCCGAAGAGGUGUCGACGGUGGAGAAGAGCUGCGAAGGCGAAUGCGAUCCGAAGGCCAUGGAGAAAAGAGAAGAAGAAGAAGAAGCAAGAGAAGUUUCCGAGGUAACGGAGGGAAAACUGAGUCAUGACUCGGAAAAAGGAGAAAACCGAGUUGGAGCAGCUGAAAACGGAGAAGAGAGCGAUUCGAACCCCAUCUUUUCAUGCAGAGAAGAAGAAGUAGAAGACAGGGAAAGGAAGAGGCAGUGUGGGAACGAUGGCUACUUAGGUCUCCUUCUAGAGGCAGUGCGUCAGAUUUCCGGCGAUUUCGAAGACGGACCGCCGAUAAAAGAAGAACCGGCUCCGGCCGACGGGAAUCAAUCGCUUACUGGAGCCGAAACAGAACCGGCCCGCUGCUGCCGGACCAAACGGAAAACCUGUUGGAUGCUGGAUUUCUACGGCGGGUUCGAAGACACAGCACCCGUCGUCCGAUCGAACCGCGGGCGAAAUCAGGUGCUUCCGUACAGAUUCCGGGACUCGGUUCUCGAGCCGUGGAAACGGAAGCGAUGAGUCCAUUCUCGGUUCGUUGAGACCCGACCGGCACGAAAGGGAAAAACCGUCGCCGAACCGGCACAAAAACAGAUGCAGUUUGUUCGUGUUUUCCGUAACAGGACCUCUGUCUCCCCGGAGUACAGCUACAGUGUGUUUCCGGCGCUGCUCCCUAAACUAUGGCAACACAUCUGCAAUACUCGUGUAGCACAAAUGUACGCCUAUCCUACCGUUCAUUUUUUUUGGCCCGUUGGGUUUAGGGUUUAGGAUACAUCAGGGAUUCCGACGGCUUCGACGAUUAGGAGUCGAUUCUUUUCAGCUGGGCGUUAUCCAGAAUGGGCCCCACAAUUUGGACAGAUGGGCUUGCGUGUAUGCGUGUGUGGUGGAUGAGUUGCCAUACUUUAGGGAGCUGUCGCCAACGCACAUUAUAGUGUACGUUUGUAUGUCUUUCUUCUCUCUCUCCGUACGGUUGAGGGGUUUUCUUUUUCUUUCCAUCCUCAAAGUUGUGCAGUAGAGUAUGUAAGUAAGGGGAAAUGCUGUUAUUAUGUUUGAAAAUAUGUAUAUUUUUAGAAUACAGAAAUGAUUAGUUACAAGCCAAACUUGUGGUGCCGUUUUAUCUUUCCCACCAACAUUCCACUUGUUUAGCACGGUACCGUGAAAACGGUGGGUCCCACCAUGAAGAUUAGCUAGGGCAAAUCAGGCUUACAAAUCAUCAGGUGGGCCACACCAUUGGAUUCCAUGUGCAGUCGAGUGUCUGACUCAGCAUAUAUAGGUGUGGCCCACCAGUGAGCGGAUCAGCCUGAUUUUCGGAAAGGGUGAUAUUUAUGGUGGAGCUUUACACUUCCAUGGUACUGAUGUUCAACAGAAGUGGUAUGUUGGAGAAAGAUGGUACCGUACCACAAGUUUGGUACGGUUGCCCCCUCAUGUGAUCGGUUCUUCUUUUAUAAUGUACACGCGAUGGAGAUUUUAGAGCUGGUUUUGUU